AUGGCCAUCGAUAACGUUUGUGCAGCGCUCCCUGACCUGGAAGACAAGGUCUGCCAAACUGUGGAAAAGAAAGAGCUUGACUGGGCAGCUGUCAGUGAGGUGUUCUACAGGGAGCAUUUUGGCAGCUUUGCAGACAUCCUUCUGUCAGUGGUGGCAGCGGAGUGGCUGAGCAGCUUCUCGCUGGAAGAUAAGGUGCAGCUAUUCCACGCCUUUUUCGCUGGCGCACCUGCAGCUAUCCUGCUCCCCACUCUAGUCACUCACCUGUCCAGCGUGGCGCCGCUGCGGGAGGCGCUCAGCGCAUCAGAGGCCUCAGUCUAUGUGACGGCCGUCGCCGCCGACACAGCAGCUGCAAUCCUUGCCGAGCGCUUUGCGCUGUCGGGCAGCACUGGAAUCCAGGCAUACCAUCUUGUGGUCCAGGAGUUGGCAGGUUCAUCUGGGGUGAGCAGUGAUGGAGCAAAUGGGGGAAGUCUUGGAGGGGACUCCACAGCCUAUCUGGCCUCGCUGCUGGCCUCUGUGCCUGAGCGAGCCGCCAGCACACAGCUCCCUGCGCUCCGGCCUUCUGCCUACAUUCCACAGGUUGUGGAGCACUGCCUCAGGGCGAUCAGUAGUAAGCAGGCAUCGAGUCAGGCAAAGCCACCGGCGCAGCAAGAAACAGCUGAAGCAAACAGCACAGGAGAUACGCUUGUCUCCAAAUCAGCCAUGUUUGUGGGUGAGGUGCUGGCUCGCCUCAGCAGACGGGGCCAUGCACAGCUUGUAGCAGCCGCACUGUGGUCGACAAUACUUCCCAAGUCGGCAUCUUCACAGAACGGCCAUGCGCCUGCGAGAGAUGCGGUGGAUGACAUCAGUAAUGAGUCAUCUGCUGACAGCGCUGACGCGUCAGCGAGGCUCCGCAGCCAUGCAGCGGCGUCCACAUCCCGGGCACCUGCUGCGCCAAGUCUGGCACCAGCCAAAAGCAGCCACAGCAGGGACGCGGCAGCUUUGGAGAAGCUGCUGGAGGCGCUGCUGCGGGAAGCUGCCAGGAUAUUGGAAGCUGGUGACCUGAGAGAAGCUGACCUGGCGCAGUCUGCCCACACCCUCAAGGCUGUGUUGAAUGGACCACUCCUUGCCCGCUCAGAAGUCAGAUAUUUUCUGGAGGACAAGGCGCUGAUGCGGCGGACUCUGCCGCCCGGCCAGAUGCGCCUGCUGGUUCGCCUGCUGGACUCCCUGGGAGCGCCAGAUCAGGCAUCCUCGCCAGAUGCUCCCCUGCCUGUGCUGCAGCAUGUCGCUGUCAGGCUCGCUCAGGCAUGGGGCCAGUUGGAGACAACUCAGCGGCUGCCGGUGAGACAGCAGGCGUACAUGAGUGCGGCGCUUGUGGAGAUUAUCGCCUGCCUGGGCAGGGCGGAGCUGGAGGGAACGCCAGGACUGUUUGCCGCUCUUCUCAGCGGCGUCAGCACUCGCCUUAACAGCCCCCAAGUUCCCAUCAGGCGGCAGGGCAUGAGGGUGGGGCAGGCUUUCUCCAAGGUGCUGGACCCCUCAAAGGACCCCCUCUUCUCAGAUCUGGGGGACGUGGGCCUAUUGCCAGAAGAGGCAUGGCACCGAGACUGCCUGCCGUCUGCAGUGAACCAACAAGGGCCUUCAAAAUCAGCAGCAGCCAUCGCAGCCGAGCCUGCUGACAAUGCAAGGGGAAGUAGCGUGCAAACACCAGGGGACAUUGGCGAUGCAGCUAGCGAUGGUUCCUUGGAGCCCUAUGACCUGUCAGAAGAGGAUGACGACGGGUUGAGCGAGGGAGAUAACCCGCUGCAGCUGCGCGAUGUGGCGGCGUUGCUGCGCAAGGGAGAUGACCCGAACGCCGUGCUCAAGGGGCUCGCAGCAUUGGGGCCGCUGGUGGACGCCGCUCCCCAUGAGUUGGACAGCCACGCCGGCGAGCUGGCGCGCGCUCUGUUGCACGCGCGGCCGCCGGAGUGGGCCGACGAGGAGGCGGCCGCGGCGGGCCGGCCAGAUACCGGCCCGGCGGCGCGGCGGCUGGCCGGCAUGGCAUCUCUCGCGGCCGCCGCGCCGCGCGCCGGCGGCUUGGCACUUGCAGCCGAGGUGUACUCGCCGCAUGUGGAUCUGCACCAGCGGCUGACGCUGCUGGAAGCGCUGGCCGCAGCUGCGCGGCAGCUGGCGUCCGGUGGGCCGCAGGCACUUCCAGCGCCCGACGCCAGCGGUGGCAUCGUGGCGGCAGAGGCCGAUACGAGGCAGGUGGGUAAGUCGCGCGUAUGGGGCAUGCGCAGCCUGGCCAAGCAGAAGGAGGCAGCCCCCAGGACGCACCGCAACAGGUUUGUGGAUGUGGCGGCUGAGUGGAGUGCUGCGCUGCUGAGCGCUGCCGAUCAGGAGCGCCACGGAGUGGAUCUGUUCGGCCGAGACGCUCUACUGCUCGGCCGCGUCAUUGUCUGUCAGGGCACGUUUGUGGAGUGUGCGGCGCCGGCCGGGGUGACGCUGCGGCUGGCGGCUGCUCUGCUGGAGCUGCUGGCGGCCCCCGAGGUGCACGCGCAUGCAGAGCCCUACGUGCGCAGAUCCGCCCUCAUCGCCGUCUCACAGGUGAUGGGCGCGAUGCCGGCGGCUGGGCUGGCGGGUCUGCUGAGCGGGGGGUCCGUGGCGGAGGGAACGCUGGUGGAAAGGCUGGAGUGGGUGCGCGCCUGGACGGAAGCUGCCGCCGCAGCCGACCCGGACCCGCAGUGCCGCGCGCUUGCCAAUGCAUGCCGCGGCCUCCAGGCCAAGCUGGCUCAGGAGGCGAUGCAAGCUCUGGAGCUGGGGGCGGAUGGGGGCAUGCGCCAAGCGCUGCAUCAGGCUCCUGAAAUAAUCAUACCCCCAUCCUCAUCAGUCCACUACCUUGCCUGA
This is a messenger RNA of Coccomyxa subellipsoidea C-169, 2859 nucleotides long. RefSeq lists its product as hypothetical. The coding region runs from base 1 to 2859 and encodes 952 amino acids. Gene Ontology annotation, biological process: protein stabilization; telomere maintenance via telomerase. The transcript has 19 exons. The record is from RefSeq and is a predicted model, not a curated record. Gene Ontology annotation, cellular component: cytosol. Lineage: Eukaryota; Viridiplantae; Chlorophyta; Trebouxiophyceae; Coccomyxaceae. Gene Ontology annotation, molecular function: telomeric repeat DNA binding; Hsp90 protein binding.